Messenger RNA from Prunus persica (peach), 720 nucleotides. RefSeq names its product putative disease resistance protein At3g14460. Bases 1 to 720 code for a protein of 239 amino acids. The record is from RefSeq and is a predicted model, not a curated record. Lineage: Eukaryota; Viridiplantae; Streptophyta; Magnoliopsida; Rosales; Rosaceae. The transcript has a single exon.
AUGGCGCGAUUAGCGAAUAAGAAAAACCUUGUUCGUUUGGAUAUGCAUUUUGGACGCAGUGACCGUGAAGAAGGUGAGCAGAGAGAAAUGGAUGAAGAAAUAUUGAAUGCCUUUGAACCACAUCCAAAUUUGGAGAGGUUACUUGUCUUUGGUUACCAGGGUAACACCCUGUUUCUCAAAUGGAUGUUGUCAUUGCAUAACUUGAGAUGGCUUGAAGUUGUAAGGCUUCCAUUCUGUAAGUUUCUGGCUCCUCUUGGGAAGUUGCCGUGCCUUGAAUAUUUUAAAAUGGAUGGAAUGAAGAGUUUGAAAAAGGUGGGAGUGGAGUUUCUGGGUUUAAAUGAAACAACGCAGCAAACAAAAACAAUACUAUCAUUCCCAAAAUUGAAAACACUCGUAUUCAAAGGCAUGGGGGAGUGGGAAGAGUGGGAAGGAGUGGAAGGGUGGAGGGAAGAUGAUGAUUCUGAAAUCACGAUAAUGCCAUCUCUUUCGCACUUGUGGAUCAUGCGCUGUCCUCAGCUGAAAACACUACCAGACUUCCUGUGGAAGACACCACUGCACAACUUGACCGUCUCUAGUUGUUCGCUUCUCCAAGGUUGGGAAGAAGGAAGACGCAGGGAGUCGGACCAGGUGUCUCACAUCCCAAACAUUAAAAUUGAUGAUCAGUUUGUACGAAAAGACGGAGUUUGGAUGGAUCAGCCAGACACAACAGAGAAUCCAUGA